Drosophila navojoa is the source of this 1044-nucleotide messenger RNA. It is a transcript of the gene Tcs1, whose product is annotated as Threonyl-carbamoyl synthesis 1. The record is from RefSeq and is a predicted model, not a curated record. Gene Ontology annotation, cellular component: cytoplasm. Gene Ontology annotation, biological process: regulation of translational fidelity. Gene Ontology annotation, molecular function: nucleotidyltransferase activity; double-stranded RNA binding; tRNA binding. NCBI's taxonomy places the organism in Eukaryota, Metazoa, Arthropoda, Insecta, Diptera, Drosophilidae.
CACAAUUGGAGAGAUUAGGACUGAUGCGCUACUUAAAAAAGUUACUAAUAAGGCGACUCCAAGGGACUCGCAGCAGCAGCAGCAGCAUGCAUAAGCAACAAGUAGAGGCGACUCCAAUUUGUUCAGCGGAGUCGCUGAAUGCCUUAAAGCUGGCGGAACAAUGCCUGCAGUUGGGCAAGGUGAUUGCGUUGCCCACAGAUACAGUUUAUGGCUUAGCAUGUGAUGCCAACAACGAGCAGGCCAUACAGCGUCUAUACGAGAUCAAAGGAAGAGACGAACACAAACCGGUGGCCAUUUGUGUGAACAAUAUUACUGCGUUGCGUCGCUAUGGUCAGGCGAGCCACUUGAGUGACGAGCUGCUAACUCGGCUGCUUCCGGGGCCACUGACCAUUAUCGUUGAGCGUACGCCUCAUCUGAGCAAUCGCUAUUUAAACCCGAGCACCAGCAAAAUCGGCAUACGCAUACCCGACUUCCAGUUCAUCCGGGACUUGUGUGCUAGGUGGCACGAGCAGCCCUUGGCGUUGACGAGCGCAAAUCGUUCCAGUGCACCCAGUAGUCUGGAAAUCAUCGAAUUCCAAGCGCUUUGGCCGCAGCUGGGUGCCAUCUUUGAUGCCGGUCGCAUUGGACAGACAGAGGAGCGACGGCUGGCCUCUACAGUCAUUGACUUGGCCGAACCAGGCUGUUAUCAAAUCGUACGCGCUGGAGUGGCUCUCAAACAGACACUUUCAGUGCUGCACGAAUUCGGCUAUGUUAACCAAAAUCUAAUUACAUAAACAAUAAUCAGGGAUCAGAACUAAAAAAUACCAACUGUUAACAAGAGCUCAAAAUCCGCUAAGCUAUGUAAUGCAAAAUUUCCAACCAUUUUCAUUUCUAAUUAGAAUUUGCAGCGACCGCGCAUUAUGUCAUAUUAAAUGUAAUGGUAUCUAGUUUAUUAAGAUUUAUAGUCCUACAGCAUUAAAAAUUUUGAAAUAGUAUUUUUGCGUAAAGGAACGAUACCAAUUGAACACAAAACCGAUAUUAAAAUAUAUAUAUGUACAAACAGUA